UGUCCAAGUCCAAGGACAGCAUCGCCAAGGGCCAGGAAGCGGGUAGUAUCCUCGAGGCCCCCGCUUACGACCGAGAUGCGGAGGCAGCAUUUGGCCAGGGCGAUGUCAAAAACCUCGAAACGACCGAGGACAUCGUCACCACGGUCAUACACGUCGACGAUGACCCAACCCUCAAUCCCUGGACGUUCCGAAUGUUCUUUAUCGGACUCGGCCUCUCUGCCUUUGGAGCUGUACUGCAGGAGAUCUUCUACUUCAAACCCCAGGUCAUCUACGUCUCUGUCAUGUUCUUAACCGUCCUUGCAUUUGCUCUCGGCGAGGGUAUGGCAUUUUUCAUCCCCAGAUGGGGCCCCAUCGGCCGAUUCCUCAACCCGGGCCCUUUCAACAAGAAGGAGCAUGCCGCUGCCGUCCUCAUGGCCUCCGCCGCAUCGGUAUCUGCCCUGUCGACCGAGGCCCUGGCCGUGCAGAAACUAUUCUACGGUGGGUAUCCCAGCGCUGCAGCCGGUGUUUUCAUCACCAUGUCCUCUCAGUUGAUCGGCUACGGACUUGCUGGUAUGAUGCGAAGCGCCUUGCUGUACCCAACCAAGAUGUUCUACCCUUCAAACCUGCCCAUCACAACCGUCUUGGAAACCCUUCACCACGAUAAGGUGACUGGAAACUCCAAGAGAUUGAGGAUCUUCUGGAUUCUCUUUGGUGCUCUGUUCGUCUGGGAAUGGUUCCCUGAGUACAUCUUCCCCCUCCUCAUUGGUGUCUCAAUCUUUUGCCUCGCCGAUCAGCACAGUUUGGUCUUCACCAAUCUUUUUGGUGGUGCCCAAGGUAAUGAGGGUCUUGGCUUCUUGUCCUUGUCCUUUGAUUGGAACUACAUCGCUGGUUUUGGAUCGCCUCUCGCGUUGCCUCUGCAGACCCUGGUCAACAGUGGCAUCGGCUACCUUGGCUGUAUCGUUCUGUACAUGGGGCUGUACUAUGGCAAUAUCUGGAGAUCGCUCGAUUUUCCCUUCCUCUCCCAACAGCUCUUUGACGGCUCUUCCAACGCUACCAACUUCGUUCCAUACAACGUCACAACCAUCCUCAACUCUGACUUCAUCAUCGAUAACGCAGCUGUCGACACUCAGGGCAUCCCCUGGCUCACAGGCUCGUACGUUUCCUAUCUCAUCACGUCCAAUGCCGGUCUCACCGCAACGUUCGUUCACAUGCUCCUCUGGAACUAUAAUGAGAUCAAGGUCGGAUGGGAAUUCGUCACGGUUGAGAACAUUAAAAAGCUGUUCAAUCCAAGAACUUACAUGUUCUGGAAGAACGGUGGCCAGCGAACCGAGGAGGAGAAGGAGAGGAUCCGCAAUGAUCCCACAGUCGACCCUCACUACAAGGUCAUGCUGCAAUACGAUGAGUGUCCCACCUCAUGGUACGUAGCUGCUUUCCUCGCCAGCUUCAUUGUGGCUAUGACCUGCUUGUACGUCAUGAAAUCGACCCUCCCAUGGUGGGGUUUAAUCGUCGGCCUGCUGCUCACGACCCUCUUCAUGUUGUUCUUCGGUGCACAGUAUGCCAUUACCGGAUUCGGCUUCAACACUCAACCCAUCUUCCAAAUGCUUGCUGGUUAUAUGUUCCCCGGCCGCCCACUGGCCAACAUGUACUUCACGACCUACACAUACAACGGCCUGCAACAGGGCUGGUACCUCCUCCGCGAUCUCAAGCUUGGCCAACAGAACAAGCUGUCUCCUAAGGCGGCUUUCACGACGCAGAUGAUCGGCUGCAUCUUUGGUGCUCUUCUGAACUUCGUUAUGAUGUUGACCAUCGUCGACAACCAAGCCGCCAACCUCAUCUCCAUCGAAGGUACCCCCAUCUGGUCCGGCAUUAAUCUCCAGCAGUUCAACACCCUCGCGGUCGCCUGGUCCAUCGCCCCCAAAAUCUUCUCCAUCGGCGCGCGCUACGAAUGGGUCACCAUCGCCUACCUCAUCGGCUUCGCGGCCCCGCUCCCCUUCUACAUCAUGCACCGCCUCUUCCCGCAGCAGCGCAUCUGGAGCUACCUCAACUCCAGCAUCAUCUUGUGGUACCUGGGCUACCUGGUCACCGGCAUCAACUCCUCCAUCCUCUGCUACUACGCCAUCGGCAUCUUCGGCCAGUUCUACCUGCGCAAGUACCGCCCCAAGUACUUCGUCAAGUGGAACUACCUGGUCUCGGCGGCCCUCGACGGUGGCACCCAGGUCUUGGUCUUCCUGCUUACUUUCGCGGUCGACGGCGGGUCCGGCGCCGCCCAUCCUUUCCCGUCGUGGGCUGGCAAUCAUGCCAAUAAUGUAGAUUUCUGCGCGUAUAAUGCCGCGAAUGGAUAAAAAAGUGGUUUAAUCUGGCUGUCAGAUUUGGGAGAGAGCGGGCGUCCUGGGAGUUGUCUAUCUAUAUAUGGGUUAGCGACGAUAUACAAAUAUGUAUGCUAUGUAUGC
This is a messenger RNA of Amorphotheca resinae ATCC 22711, 2429 nucleotides long. RefSeq lists its product as hypothetical. The record is from RefSeq and is a predicted model, not a curated record. Gene Ontology annotation, biological process: transmembrane transport. NCBI's taxonomy places the organism in Eukaryota, Fungi, Ascomycota, Leotiomycetes, Helotiales, Amorphothecaceae. The coding region runs from base 192 to 2321 and encodes 709 amino acids. Gene Ontology annotation, molecular function: oligopeptide transmembrane transporter activity. The transcript is spliced from 4 exons.